Molecule: messenger RNA, 1251 nt
Organism: Neurospora crassa OR74A
Lineage: Eukaryota; Fungi; Ascomycota; Sordariomycetes; Sordariales; Sordariaceae
Exons: 7
Coding region: 189-1004 (271 amino acids)
Cellular component (GO): membrane
Source: RefSeq, a predicted model, not a curated record
CGCUGUCGGGCCUCGUCGGGCAGGAUUUGUAGUUGUCAACCAGAUAAUAUGGGCUGGGGUACCGCCCCGGACAGUUGCAAUGCUUGAUAGGUGCCUACAACGUCCCGCAGCCCUUCGUGACUUCUUAUCUUUUGUCAAGAUCACCUCACCACCAGCAUCAAUCACCAAUUUGCAGUCAAGACAGCAAGAUGGCGCCCUGGGAUUUCUUUGGCGAUAUACUCGCCCAAAACACCGAAAAGAUUUCGACCGAUGCAUCGCAGUGGGCAAAGAACUUUCUCCCUCAGGCCGGAGCGGCCGUGAGCAGCGUAGUGGAGGAUGCGUGGAAACACACAGAGCAGUUCUCGGCAGAUGCUGGAGAAUGGGUCAACCAAAACCUUCCUAUUGCUGCCGACACGCUUGCGGAUAUUCUCGACAAUGCAAAGAAGCAUGCUGAACAUGUCUCGAUUCAGUUGACUUCCAACGUAGUUCAGGAUAAGUCCCAGGUGGUUUUGGGUCAAGAUGGCGAGACUGUUGAACUGAUCCCCAUUACUGUACUUGACUGGGCAACGAAUGUCCUCCAUUUUCUCGCGGAGACCAGUAAAGAGCUCGUGGAGAGCGCCAGGCUCGAAUUUGAGAAGGCUCAGAAGUGGGCGGCGGAACACCCUACCGCCACGUUCUUCAUCAUAUUACUAGUCGUCGCAGGCGUUACAAGCAUUGUUAUGGUCGCAUAUCCUCAAUUGAUCUAUAAACCCAUGUUGGAUACUGUGGGAUUCACUUUCAAAGGAGUUCGUGCUGAUUCAAUUGCAGCAGCUGUCCAUUCUUACAUCGGUAACGUCAGUCCAGGGAGCCUUUUUGCGUUUCUGCAAAGUGCUGGUGCAGAUGGCUAUGGGGCUGCUGCUCUCAAUGCUGCCCUACGGACAGCUGGGGUCACGAUGAUGACCGCUGGCGCUGCAGAUCUUAUACGCCAGUGGAUGGAAGGGAAGUUCAAUGGUGAGGUACCUGUGGUUGAAAUAGGAGGACUUUGAGGUCUGUACUUGAGUCAUCUUGGAAUGUCUACGAUCUUUGGGUAGACUGGCGCUUUGACAACCUUCGAGUUCCAUGUCUGUCAUCCUUAACUCUGCCCAGUGUUUUCGGCCAGAGAAUGUUAUUGGAGACGGCCUCUUGCAGUCAGUUUGGACUUAUGACGUUGGCAGGUGCAAUUAUCCGUUAGCUUGGUCCAAAUGUUUUCAUUGAACACAUCAUGGUUUCGUUUGCUCGCUGCCAGAGGCCUGA